CUAGCCAGAACUUUCAAUACUUUAAAAUAUUCAAUACUGUUCCAUUUCGAUCGUUCUCUCCCAUUACAUUUCAUGCUGUUUUAUAUUUAUUGUAAGUUUGCGUUAUAAUUUCUUAAUAGAAAGAAACACAUCGUGGCGAAUUAUCGCAGUUUCACCCAAAGCAACAAUCGCACGAGGGUACCGUUUUGAACGCAUCAACUGUCAAAGCUGUGUGUGGUGUGUAUGUUGCUCGAACGCCGACAUCAUAGAUCAUAGCAGCCAGCGGUGCAAACGCAUUUUCACGCGGAGACGCGCACGUUUUACUUGACUAGAUAUAGUUCCGGUGUAGUUUCAUUGCCAAAGAGCAACAUCAGAGCUUCCACCGGUCGUGCCCUUGGUAAACCUGUUCCUCGGCCCUGUGAAAAGCAUCCCAUACCUUGCGCUUGACAAACGCAACGCAGAAAAGACAACAGCAUCAACCGCCAAUCUCAAUCAAAAAUUCCAGAACUCCCCCCCAAAAAAAAACACACCACACCAUGAGCGAAAGUACAUCGACCGCAACGACAUCGGCUUCGAGCAGCGCUGAGGAUAAUGCACGGAAGGUACAACAGUACAAAGAUAACCUCAUCAAUCGCGCCGAAACACUCAUCGUAAAAGAAUUCCCAGAGCGCAUCGUGCGCUUGAAUUCCCUGCUUGAGACACCGCAGUUCUCUGAACGUUGCUUCACGGAUGUUUAUCAGGAACUGAACAUUCCAGUCCCGGAACCAAUAGUAUUGGACGGAGAAGGUCACGUGAAGCGUCCCCGCCUCAACUCAAACGCACCCACCUCACCGGUCGAUGGUAACGGCACGAAGGUGCACGCCCUACCGUCCGGCCGGGUCGAGUGUAAUAAACCGAUCAGCGAGCUUGUUUGCAUCGUAAAGCCAAUCAUCCGCUCCCUGGUGGAGGACUCCAAUCUGCUGAAGAUGUGGAUUUCCUUCAUGAUACCGAAGAUCGAGGACGGUAACAACUUUGGCGUAUCGAUCCAGGAGGAUACGCUGGCAGAGAUACAAUCGGUCGAAACGGAGGCGGCCGCAUUCUUUGACCAAAUAUCACGAUACUUUGUGUCGCGCGCCAAAGUCGUCUCGAAGGUCGCCAAAUAUCCGCACAUCGACGAUUAUCGGCGUGCGGUUGCCGAGCUGGACGAGAAGGAAUUUCUCAGCCUGUGGUUGGUGCUGAGCGAGAUCCGGAAUCGAUACUGUUCGCUGCACGAUAUCGUCAUCAAGAACAUGGAGAAAUUGAAAAAACCGCGCUCCUCCAAUGCGGACAGCUUGUACUAAGGACAGAGUGGAUCAAAACAAAAAAGUAUCAUCCUAUUGCGUUAGCUGUAUGUAACAGUUGGGUAUAUCCGUUACACAUGCGUUACCCACUGGUGCAGCUGUACAUUUAUGUUUUGUUUGCCGUUUUACUUUACAUCCUUAAUUUGGUACGGCAAACCCACAACUGCUAGGAUCGCUUACGGACGUACUCAGUACGUGAAAUUCAUCAAUUACUCCCUCUUGCAUCGUAUCCACUAAAACCGCUAGUAACGUUACGUUACAUCAAAAAGUGUACAUCGUGCCCAGUUAAAACCCAGUUAUCAAAUUUGUUUGCCUUCACUCAUCGAACUUUGUUCGACGUACUACGCCGAACUUAUCUCACCGUAUGAAGGAGCGGUGUUAACGGCUCGUUUAUAUUUCCAUCUCAUAGCGGUGAGUAGGGCCGGUGUAGCACAAGGUCGCAAGGAACGAGUUCAUUAUGCGUAAGCAAACAGUAUGACAGCAUCCGCACAAAAAAGUGUAAUUGAUACCGGAAAAAUUGCAAUCUCGGCAAUCGGCAUCUAAAACAAAAAAACAACCCGCUAAUACGGGUCCAGUUACGGAUCAGGUGUUAUACAUUGAUGAGUAUGUUUGCUCUUUCUUUUCUUUCUUCACACAUUGUACUGUAUUCUUAUAAUGCUAUCCAGGGUAGUUAACGGCCCCGGGAUACUAAACAAAUAAAGACGCAAGUUUAGACGAAGCGAAAUCUUUAAA
Molecule: messenger RNA, 2030 nt
Organism: Anopheles funestus (African malaria mosquito)
Lineage: Eukaryota; Metazoa; Arthropoda; Insecta; Diptera; Culicidae
Gene: REG
Product: proteasome activator complex subunit 3
Exons: 3
Coding region: 516-1298 (260 amino acids)
Biological process (GO): regulation of proteasomal protein catabolic process; positive regulation of endopeptidase activity; regulation of G1/S transition of mitotic cell cycle
Cellular component (GO): nucleoplasm; proteasome activator complex; cytoplasm
Molecular function (GO): endopeptidase activator activity
Source: RefSeq, a predicted model, not a curated record